Asparagus officinalis (garden asparagus) is the source of this 363-nucleotide messenger RNA. RefSeq lists its product as uncharacterized. Bases 1 to 363 code for a protein of 120 amino acids. The record is from RefSeq and is a predicted model, not a curated record. Lineage: Eukaryota; Viridiplantae; Streptophyta; Magnoliopsida; Asparagales; Asparagaceae. The transcript has a single exon.
AUGACGUUAGAGUUCCAAGUUGGGGACUAUAUAUUGUUGAAAGUAUCGCCAAUAAAGGGAGUUCAACAAUUUGGUAGACGGGGAAAGCUUUCCCCGGGAUAUAUUGACCCAUUCAGAAUAGUUGAGCGCAUUGGAGUCGUUUCAUAUCGGCUAGAUAUUCUAGCAUCAAUGUCGAGCAUACACAGUGUCUUCCAUGUUUCGAUGCUCAAGAAGCAUUUAAGUGAUAAGGAGCAACAACGAGUGUUGGACGCUCCGGAGAUAGAGCUUCAGGAUAAUUUGAUCACUAUUGAGAUUCCAGUUUGUAUUAUUGCUAGAGAGGACAAAAGACUUAGAAAUAAAGUGAUACAUUUAGUCAAAGUUUAA